Molecule: messenger RNA, 624 nt
Organism: Cooperia oncophora
Lineage: Eukaryota; Metazoa; Nematoda; Chromadorea; Rhabditida; Trichostrongylidae
Source: the annotation of a GenBank genome assembly
AUGUCAGAGGAAAUGGAAACAGUAUCAACUGAAAGGGAUAACGCCGCACAUCUCAUGGAGUCUCAAGAAGAGAUCAAGAAGGCUAAUACCGUAAUCGAUGAACUUGAACGAAAGCUGCAGGAUGCUAAUGCCAAUUUGGAGAAAGAAAAGCGCGAGGUCAUUUCCCUGAAGGACGAGAACGACAAGUCUUUGAUCGCCAUCCAAUAUUUGAGAAGUCAAGUGACAGAUCUGGAGCAAAAAGUGGCUGAACUAGAGAGACGAUGCGAAAGGCUUGCGAAAACCGAAAGGUAUAAUCAGAAGACCAUACAGAUUGUAUGCGAAAGUUUCUGGGAAAGAGAGGAAUUCGUUCAGCGGCUGAGGCAUAGGAGUUAUGAAAGGAAGAGGCUCAUAGAGCACUUUGUGGACAAAGUCGGUGAAAUCAUUUCGUCUUUCAAAGGAGAUAAUGUCCCUGUGGAUUCUAUGCAAGCUACGCUCAAGUCUUGGACGGCAGCUGAUGUUCAAGAUGACUUGGACCAUGAAUCUAAGGCAAGAGCAUUGAGGGCUAAAGUACAGAAGUUUGGUUCGGAGGAUCAACUGAAUCUUGCUCAAAGGCGAAUGCUGAGCCGUUUUACAGGAAAGUCUUGA